GUCCGCAUGAUGAAACGAAAGUCAAAACCAAAAGAUUCAUUUUACGAAAGGAAUUAGUUUGUUUUGAGACGUCGUGCGUGUUGGUUAUAACGAAUUUUUGAUCGCGAAAACAAAAUAAAAUAUAAAAUACACAAUAAAAAUUCAAUCGAAUUAAAUUUAUUUAAAAAAAAUAAAAUAAUAAUAAAAAUAGAUAAUUAAUUUUUAAUACGAUAAAAAAGGUGUUUUUAAGUGAAAAUUUCAACCAAAAUUUUGAAAAAAAAAGAAAAGAAAAAAUUAAGUGAAUGUGAAUUCAAAAGUGAGACAAAAGAAUUAUUUUAUUCCGCUCUAAAAUUUUACCGGGCACGCCACAUCCUUAGGAAUAAGCAACAACAACACAAAUAAAAACAACAACAACAUCACAACAAUAAUUGGAUUAAAUUAAUAAAUUUCAAAGGAUCUAAAUAAAAAAUCAAAAACAGGAUUUACCAAUUCCCAAAGGAUAUCAUUUUAAACCCAGUUGCAGCAGUUAUUCGAUAUAAUUGUCUCUUAUUAUAAAAAGACAACUUUAUAGAGACAGACCUACCUACACUCUGGAUUCUUGGAAUAUUAAUAUUUAAAAAAGACAUGGAUGCAACGUAGUUAGUGCAUUAACAUCGAAAAUAUUCUUUCCUAGAAACAUCCUACAAGAUGUUUAGUAGUUGAUGCUGCCCAGCUGUACAUCAUCAUCAUCAAUAAUUUUAUCAUCAAAGCAAAGAGACUCUAAAGACUUCUUCGGGUCGGUCAAGUGCACAAUAGGCUUGACGUAUUGAAUCAUUUUCUCUUUGAAAAAAAACAACCCUCAAGACUGAGACUCCCUGUGUCUGGUCUGAACUGUCAUCAGCAGCAACUACAAAAACAACAACAAAAAGGCUAGAGAAGAAGUUUAAAGAGAAGGAAAUAGAGCACAACGCACCAUCAUCGCAGUCCGCCUCCGUCAGUCCACAAGUCCGUCAGCGUCAGCCAUCAGAAUCACUCUUCAAUCAACAAGCAAACAAACGCGCGGCAUGGCGUGUACUAGUACGAGUAUCUCGGAUUCGGAUCGGUGUAUCUUCUGCUAGACGAGCGACGAUAUUUUUAUAUUUGCGCAGCAUAAUCGCAGUGAAUUUAUUCAAUGAAAAGCAAAUACGAAUAAAAACUACAUUAAUCCGAUUGAGAAAUUCAAAUUAAAGUGUGAAGUGCUGUUUGAUUUGUUUUUUCGUUUUUUUUUGCUUUUUGGGUUCGUUUGUUUUGUUUUUUUGGUGAGGACGUGAGGAGUGAGUUCAGCGCGAGUAAAAAGUAAAUGGUGCGCAUAUAAAACCGAGGGAUAAAUAAAAAAGGUGUACCAGCUGCCGGAACGUGUCGCGUUGUUGGUCGUGUUUUAACACCAAGUAGUGUCCCACAUUUUAAAGUAUUUUAUCGUAGCAUCGGUCGUCCGUCAUUGUGUUAUCAAAAUCGAAUUGAAAAUUGUAGAUCGCCGGUCUUGUCGUCACCAUCCGUCAUCUGUGGUGUGCCCGGUGCCGGUUCGGUUGGAGUGAAGGCAGGGAAGCUUGAAGAACAAUACAGCUUGUCUGUCCUCUUGUUUUUACAGAAAAAAAAUCUCUCGAACGAGCCUAUUGUGAUUGUUUGGCGAUCCGCGAUAGCACGCGCAAAAAAAUCGCUGAAUUAAAACGCGCAAAAAAGGGGUGUAAUUUGUGAAGGUGAAUGUACCCCGUUGUUAUUGGUGCUGCCACUGCCAUACGUCGCGUCAUUUCCAUCUCAUUUUCGUGCCGUCGAUCAACUAGUUUCGAUUUUUUGCAAAUUAUUCUUAUUCAACAAUCUGAGUUCUGAAAUUGAAGAGCUUUUGGGUUGCAGUUGCACAAACGAGACAAUAAAAAACAACCCUUUUAAUUUUAGUGAAAAGUGAAGUGAGUUGUGUUUUUUUUUUCAUUUGUUAAUAUUUGUUUCUACUUUUUAUUAUAAAACUCGUAAAUGUUAAUGCAGUUGUUGUUGCAUUUGUCGGUAUUGUCGCUCAAAUCGACGACGGUGAAUAUUUUGUUUUUAUGAGUGAAUGAGUGCGGGGCAUAAAAUAAAAUAUAUAAAUAGGUAGUAAUGUCGCUAACAAUAACAGCUACGACAUCAGCAACCCUUAAGAAGAAGAAUAGGGUUCAGCUAAGGCAUCAUCAUAGAGCGAAAGCAUCAUCGAGGAGGAUAUUGAAAAGAAUUCAGUUAUUACUAUGGUCCAGCGUAGCAUUGUUGCAUGUUAUUUGUGGUUCAGCAACGAAUGCAUUAUUUACGGGUGCUGCAGCUGAGCCCUAUGGGGGUGGCAUCACCAGUGUUGGGAUUCAUAUACCCGGCGGUGGGGUUGGCAUCCUCAGUGAGACAAGAUGUCCGCGGGUUUGUUCGUGUAAUGGAUUAACUGUCGAUUGUUCGCAUCGUGGAUUGACACAAGUUCCACGGAAGAUUUCUGCCGAUGUUGAAAGAUUAGAUCUCCAAGGAAAUAAUAUCACAGUGAUAUUUGAAUCAGAUUUCCAGCACUUGACCAAACUGCGAAUAUUACAACUAACUGACAAUCAAAUCCACACGAUAGAGAAGGAUGCCUUCCAGGAUCUUAUCUCACUCGAGAGGCUACGCCUAAACAACAAUCGGCUUAAGGCAAUUCCUGAAAACUUUGUGACAAGUUCAGCUAGUCUUUUGCGAUUGGACAUCUCACACAAUGGCAUUACGACGAUUCCAAGGAAAGCCUUCAAAGGUGCUCAAUCGAUGCGAAGCCUCCAAAUGGACAACAAUCAAAUUAUGUGCAUGGACGAGCAGGCGUUCAAGGGUCUUGUUGACUUGGAGAUAUUAACUUUAAACAACAACAAUUUGACGAUGCUGCCGCACAAUGUCUUCACCGGAUUGGGGAGAUUACGAGCCCUAAGGCUAUCUGACAAUCCGUUUUCGUGCGAUUGCCAUUUAUCUUGGCUGUCGAGAUUCUUACGCAGUGCUCCACGACUGGCACCAUAUACAAAAUGCCAUUCGCCAAGUCAGUUGAAGGGCCAAAACGUGGCAGAUCUGCACGAUCAGGACUUUAAAUGCUCAGGAUUGACAGAGAACGCCCCAAUGGAGUGCGGAGCAGCAAGCAGUUGUCCACACCCAUGUAGGUGUGCUGAUGGCGUUGUAAAUUGCCGAGAGAAAAGCCUCACGAAUGUGCCCAACUCCCUGCCCGAUGACACCACUGAACUUCGAUUGGAGCAGAAUUACAUCACCGAACUUCCUCCGAAGGCAUUUGCGAAUUUCCGUAGACUAAGGCGGAUCGACCUAUCGAACAAUAACAUCUCCCGCAUUGCACACGAUGCCCUGAGUGGUCUCAAGGCUUUAACAACUCUGGUUUUAUAUGGCAACAAGAUAAAAGACUUACCCUCGGGAGUGUUUAAGGGCCUAUCAUCGCUGCAGCUACUUCUGCUUAAUGCCAACGAGAUAUCGUGUAUACGAAAGGAUGCAUUCAAGGAUCUGCACAGUUUAACGCUGCUCUCCCUGUAUGAUAACAAUAUCCAGUCGCUAGCAAAUGGAACUUUCGAUUCAAUAAAGAACAUCAAGACUCUUCACCUCGCAAGGAAUCCAUUCAUAUGUGAUUGCAACUUAAGAUGGCUUGCCGAUUACCUGCAUAAGAAUCCCAUCGAGACGAGCGGAGCCAAGUGCGAUGCACCGAAGCGAAUGCAACGCAGACGAAUCGAAUCGCUCCGAGAUGAAAAAUUCAAAUGUUCCACAGAUGAACUUCGAACGAAAAUGACCAAUGAAUGUCGCAUGGACACCGAGUGUCCGUCGACGUGUCAUUGCGAUGGAACAACAGUUGAUUGCUCUGCACGUGGUCUUAAAGAAAUUCCUCGAGACAUUCCUCUCUAUACAACCGAGCUUUUACUCAACGACAACGAAUUAGGACGAAUCAAGUCAGACGGACUAUUUGGACGUUUGCCAAAUUUGGUUAAACUCGAUUUGAAACGCAAUCAAAUUACCGGAAUCGAACCGAAUGCAUUCGAAGGAGCUUCAAAAAUUCAAGACCUGCAACUGGGAGAGAAUAAAAUUAAAGAGGUCCAUAACAAAAUGUUCCUCGGUCUUCAUUAUCUCAAAACAUUGUCACUCUAUGACAACAUGAUUUCCUGCGUGAUGCCUGGCUCAUUUGACUUUUUGACAUCUCUGCAUUCACUGAACCUAGCAUCGAAUCCGUUCAAUUGCAAUUGUCAUUUGGCUUGGUUCUCAGACUGGUUGCGUAAAAAAGGACUGAUUGGUGGUGCAGCUAGAUGUGCAUCGCCAUCCAAGGUACGUGACGUUCAAAUCAAGGAUCUGCCCCACAAUGAAUUCAAAUGCACACCGGACAACAAUGAGGGUUGCCUUGGCGAUGGUUAUUGUCCGCCUUCGUGUACGUGCACUGGCACUGUCGUACGUUGCUCAAGGAAUAAAUUGAAUGAGAUCCCAAAAGGAAUACCACCCGAAACAUCUGAAUUGUAUUUGGAAUCGAAUGAUAUAACAAUGAUUCAUAUGGACCGCAUUGCUCAUCUAAAAUCAUUGACUAGACUAGAUCUGAGCAAUAAUCAAAUUACAAUUCUAUCCAACUAUACUUUUGCUAAUCUCACGAAGCUGUCAACUCUGAUAAUCUCUUACAAUAAACUGCAGUGUCUACAGAGACAUGCCUUAACUGGGUUGCAUAACCUACGGGUACUAUCCUUGCAUGGUAAUCAAAUAUCGAUGCUUCCGGAAGGCUCCUUUGAAGACCUCAAAACCAUAACGCAUAUAGCUCUAGGUAGUAAUCCCUUGUAUUGUGACUGCUCACUGAAGUGGUUCUCAGAUUGGAUAAAGUUGGAUUACGUUGAGCCCGGUAUUGCACGAUGCGCUGAGCCAGAAUCGAUGAAGGACAAAUUGAUCCUAUCGACACCGUCGCAACAUUUCGCCUGCAAGGAGAAAAUCAGCAAUGAGAUCCUUUCAAAAUGCGAUGCGUGCUAUACGAUGCCAUGCCAAAAUAAGGGCGAAUGCAAUCCACUGCCGCAACGUGAUUAUCAAUGCCGUUGCCAACCCGGUUACCAUGGACGACACUGUGAAUUCAUGAUUGAUGCUUGUUAUGGUAAUCCAUGUCGAAACAAUGCGACAUGCACCGUUCUGGAGGAGGGUCGUUUCAGUUGCCAAUGUUCGCCGGGUUACACUGGUGUCAGAUGUGAGACUAAUAUUGACGAUUGCGCUGGCAACAAGUGCCACAAUAAUGCCACAUGUAUCGAUGGAGUAGAAUCUUAUACGUGCAACUGUCAGCCCGGAUUUAAUGGUGAAUAUUGCGAUUCAAAAAUUAACUUUUGUUCACCGGAAUUCAAUCCUUGUGCAAACGAAGCCAAAUGCGUGGACCAUUUCACUCACUACACUUGCGAGUGCAUGCCGGGCUUCCAUGGUGUCAAUUGCACAGAUAACAUCGACGAUUGCCAAAAUCACAUUUGCCAAAAUGGUGGGACUUGUGUAGACGGCAUAAAUGAUUACGUAUGCAAGUGCCCCGAGGAGUACACGGGUAAAUAUUGCGAAGGCACACCAAUGGUUGCCAUGAUGUAUCCCCAAACAUCACCAUGCCAAAAUCACGAAUGCAAGCACGGUGUAUGCUUCCAGCCGAAUCCCUCCGGUUCGGAUUACCUUUGCAAAUGUCAUCCUGGCUAUUCAGGGAAAUGGUGCGAGUAUCUGACCAGCAUCAGUUUCGUUCAUAACAAUUCGUUUGCCGAAAUGGAACCGUUGCGUACGAAGCCCGAAGCCAAUGUUACCAUAGUGUUUAGCAGUACACAACAAAAUGGAAUUCUGAUGUACGAUGGCGAGAGUGAGCAUUUGGCCGUGGAAUUGUUCAAUGGGCGUAUACGGGUUAGCUACGAUGUGGGUAAUUAUCCAGUAUCUACGAUGUAUAGUUUCGAGAUGGUUGCUGAUGGGAAGUAUCAUAUGGUUGAGCUGUUGGCCAUCAAGAAGAAUUUUACUUUGCGUGUGGAUCGGGGGUUGGCACGUUCAAUUAUCAAUGAAGGUUCAAAGGACUAUUUGAAACUAUCGACCCCAUUGUUUUUGGGUGGCCUUCCGGCCGAGCCCGGCCAACAGGCAUAUAAAAACUGGCACUUGAGGAAUUUGACCAGCUUUAAAGGUUGCAUGAAGGAGGUAUGGAUAAAUCAUAAGUUAGUUGAUUUCGGAAAUGCAGCUAGGCAGCAAAAAAUCACACCCGGAUGUGGUUUGCUAGAGGGUGACAAUUUAGACGAUGACGAUGAGGAGUCAUAUUUUAUGCAUGAAACACCCCAUACAUACAAAGAGGUUGAUCCAUGUGAAAAUCACAAGUGCAGAAGAGGUGGUAGAUGUAUCGAGAGUAGCAGUUCGAAAGAGGGUUACAUCUGCAAGUGCAAGCAAGGCACUAAAGGCAGAUAUUGCGAUCAAGGUGAGGGCAUCACAGAGCCCCCUGCAGUCACUGCAGCCUCUACUUGUCGAAAAGAACAAGUACGUGAAUACUACACUGAGAAUGACUGUAGAUCACGGCAGCCACUUAAAUACGCUAAAUGUGUGGGCGGUUGCGGUAAUCAAUGCUGUGCUGCCAAAGUCGUAAGACGACGAAAGGUUCGCAUGGUAUGCAGCAAUAACUUAAAAUACGUUAAAAAUCUAGAUAUCGUGCGUAAAUGCGGAUGUACAAAGAAAUGCUACUGACUGAAAGAUGCGACUACCCAAUUAUUAAAUAAUAGAAGCUUAGAUGUAAAUUUAGAACAAGAUACCCAAUUAAGUAGUAGUACUAGUAGUAAUAGUUAUGAUAGUAAUUUAAAAAUAAAUAUAAAUAUUAAUUAUUUUAAUAAGGACGAGGAUAAUAAGGAUAGUGAGAGUACUGAUGAGAAAAGUGAUACAAGUAGGCCACCAAUAGAGGGCGAUAGUAAUGAAAAGAUGCUAGAAGAAGGUUGGGCACAAACCACCGACAGUUAUGCCGACGGAGACGAAAGAAUGCAAUCAAAUCCAAGUACGGACUUUUAUGAUGACAAUGACUAUGAUGACGACGAGAAUGAGGAUGAUGAAGAAGGAGACAUAGAAAGUGAGGACGAUAAAGAGUAUAGUGAGGAAACCGAAACAGAAACAGCUAAGAUGCCUACAGCAGCAAGACGAACUGCCAGAAUCGACGAAGAAGAAGAGGUUGAUUUGGGCUAUGACGAAGAUGACGAGCCACCAAAACGCUUGCCACCUCACGGAGACCAAAAAGACUUCAUGAACGAAGAAGGCAGUGGCCGACGGUACAAACAACAAAGUAGGUUUAGAUUAGACUACCUAGAGAAGUUCAAGAGAAAGCAACAGAAGGCCUACAGAGUCGAUGAGGCUGACGGCGACGAUGAUGACGAUGACGAGCCUAGACGAGAAGGUAGCGGUAAUUUUGCCAACGACGACGACGAUAACGAAGACGACGACGACGACGAUGGUGGUGGUACAAAUGACGACUUCUUCUCUUCUAGAAAAAAGUCAAACAGUCGCUAUUUCCGGAAGAACACCAACGAUGCUAUCAAAAUCAUAUCAACUCCUCUCGGUAAGGUUGGUAUUGUCUACCAGCAAACUCCUCCGGAACAGCCCAAAAGUGAAGACUCUGCAUCUGGUUCGUCGUUGGGUUCUAGUAAAACACAAUUUACCGACUUUGACGCACUGUCACCAGCAGACCCCAAUACCCAUCGUCGAGCGUCAUUGCAUCCGAAAAUCACACCCGUACUCACAGCCGAUGGCAAGGUUGCCCUGCUUUAUCGUGGAGACUCUGAAAACACAAAAUACGAACCUAUUCUCAAUCUAACACAUAAGUUUAAUCUCUAUGACAAUAAGACAAGUGCUGCUACUAUUGCUCCAAGCAAUAGUGAAGAUGAAAAGGACGAAGAUGAAGAUCGAAGCAAUCAGGACUCUGGUGGUGAGGUCGAUGCCAGCUUGGAUGGUGAAGAAGAGGAUAGUUCGGAUGAAAACUCUGUCACCGAACAAGCCGCAUCCACGCCACCACCCGUUCUCGAUGUAGAUCGCUCCAAUUCGGUGCUACCGAUGAUAAAUCGACCACUGUCCGAAGUGCUCGGCAUCAAAAAGAAUCAAUUCAGACAGUUUCGAGUCAAAGACUCGCCCACAACCACAUCGACAGAACCACCAUUCGGUUUGCAUUUCCUCACGAAAAAAGUCAACCUGGCUAACUAUCCAUCGAAAUCACGAAAUCGUGACUUUGACUUCAGUCAAGACACAACUAUGUUGGACGAGCGCAAGCGAAGUCACAACCAACCUCAAUAUCCUGCAGCUAGUGAGUCGCAAAGUGACAAUAAUGCCCCAGAUCACACUGAUGCGUCCUCCAUUGCCACUCAAGAUAUCCUCUCAAAGACCGAAGUGGUCAAUCUAGCAAUCAUUCCACACUUCGACGAGGAAUUCGAGAGGCAACAGCGAUUCCGCGAUCAUGAGAUCAGGCGUCAUCAUAGACAGCGGCAUCGCCACAAGCACAAUCAGCAAGAUCUUUCCAGUAUUCACUGCAUUAUGCAGGCCACAAUGGGUAUUGCUGCCGUCUCCACUGUCUUUGGCAUGCUUGGUACCUUCUUUAAACAGCGAGUUCUCGAUCAGAUUCGUCUCAUGCAUUGGUAGUAUCACAAGGGUAUUCAACUGUAGCUGCCAUUACAUUGAAUACCCAUUAUUUCUAUAUAAUCUUUAUAGUUUCCGUCAUAACAACAAAAGGAGAACUACCCAGUUGUUUCAACAAAAAGAAA
Molecule: messenger RNA, 8702 nt
Organism: Eupeodes corollae
Lineage: Eukaryota; Metazoa; Arthropoda; Insecta; Diptera; Syrphidae
Gene: sli
Product: protein slit
Exons: 23
Coding region: 2086-6654 (1522 amino acids)
Biological process (GO): axon guidance; negative chemotaxis
Molecular function (GO): Roundabout binding; heparin binding; calcium ion binding
Source: RefSeq, a predicted model, not a curated record